This is a messenger RNA of Tyto alba (common barn owl), 1512 nucleotides long. RefSeq names its product interleukin enhancer binding factor 2 (gene ILF2). The record is from RefSeq and is a predicted model, not a curated record. Bases 286 to 1344 code for a protein of 352 amino acids. The transcript has 13 exons. Lineage: Eukaryota; Metazoa; Chordata; Aves; Strigiformes; Tytonidae.
GUUCCGGCCCUUUGUGCCGCACAUCCCCUUUGAUUUCUAUGUCGUGAGUAACCCUCUCCUCUGGAGCUGUUUGCAGGCAACAGCUGUGGGACUUUUCCUUGUUUAAAGAUGCAUUUUAAAAUCCUCAUUUGCUGACUUUGACGGUUUGACUUCUUUUAGCGUAGCUGGAGUAAAGGAGUUCACAGAAAACGCUGCUGGUUCAGUAACUAACCUGAAGUAGAUCUUUUUACUGGCUCUGUUGUUUGGAGUACUUGUGUCACACAGGAUGACUAGGAUGCAUGCGAAAUGGCUUUCCCCCGCGUAAAACCUGCCGCCGAUGAGACCGCGUUCAGCGAAGCCUUGCUGAAGAGAAACCAGGAUCUUGCUCCGACCGCUGCUGAACAGGCUUCCAUUCUUUCUCUGGUGACCAAAAUAAACAACGUGAUUGAUAAUUUAAUUGUAGCACCAGGAACCUUUGAAGUGCAAAUCGAGGAGGUGCGCCAGGUGGGUUCCUACAAGAAGGGCACCAUGACGACGGGGCACAACGUGGCCGAUCUGGUUGUGAUUUUGAAAAUCUUACCCACCCUGGAAGCUGUGGCAGCCUUGGGAAACAAAGUCGUGGAAAGCCUCAGAGCGCAGGACCCCGGCGAAGUCCUGACCAUGCUGACCAACGAGACUGGGUUUGAGAUCAGCUCGGCCGACGCGACCGUGAAGAUCCUUAUCACCACGGUGCCACCCAACCUCCGCAAGCUGGACCCCGAACUGCACCUGGACAUCAAAGUGCUGCAAAGUGCCCUGGCUGCCAUCAGACACGCUCGCUGGUUCGAGGAGAACGCUUCGCAGUCCACGGUGAAGGUCUUAAUCCGGCUGCUGAAAGACCUGAGAAUUCGUUUCCCUGGCUUUGAGCCCCUCACGCCCUGGAUUUUGGACCUGCUGGGGCACUAUGCUGUGAUGAACAACCCCACCAGGCAGCCCCUGGCUCUCAACAUCGCCUACAGGCGCUGCCUUCAGAUCCUGGCUGCAGGGCUCUUCCUCCCUGGGUCUGUUGGCAUCACCGAUCCCUGCGAGAGCGGAAACUUCCGAGUCCACACGGUUAUGACCCUCGAGCAGCAGGACAUGGUGUGUUACACCGCGCAGACCCUCGUCCGGAUUCUCUCUCAUGGAGGCUACAGGAAAAUCCUCGGUCAAGAGGGUGAUGCCAGCUACCUGGCUUCUGAAAUGUCCACGUGGGAUGGAGUGAUAGUGACGCCUUCUGAGAAGGCUUAUGAAAAGCCUCCAGAGAAGAAAGAGGGAGAAGAAGAAGAGGAGAAUCAGGAAGAACCCGCCACGGGCGAAGAGGAGGAAAGCAUGGAGACGCAGGAGUGACUUGCCCAGCGGGACUCCCCACCGCCGGGUGCUGGUGCCUGAAGGAUGUGAAGAACCAAGCAAAGGACUGAGCCCAUCCUCGGUGAACACAGCCAGCUGACAUCACCUGUCCCUUGUAUGUGUUUUUAUAAGUUGCCUAUUAAAUUGUUCCCCCCCCUUUUGAGCACA